Messenger RNA from Paecilomyces variotii, 753 nucleotides. Its product is annotated as putative methyltransferase-domain-containing protein. The record is from RefSeq and is a predicted model, not a curated record. The transcript is spliced from 2 exons. Lineage: Eukaryota; Fungi; Ascomycota; Eurotiomycetes; Eurotiales; Thermoascaceae. The coding region runs from base 1 to 753 and encodes 250 amino acids.
AUGGAGGACCGCGUCCACGAUUCGGGAGAAUCGGACCAGGAUUCUCCCUUCGCUAUCAGCGAGUCAUUGGUUCCUCCAAGGGAGCAGAAGACCGCGGGGACGACAAAUAUCGAUUUUGAUGGCCUGCUCUCUGAGCCUCUAGUACUCCAGGAAGAUCUCAAGGAAGGAUGCGGUGGACAACUCUGGCCGGCGGGCAUUGUGCUCUCAAAGUACAUGCUCCGUCGGCAUCAUUCAGACCUGCGUGGUAAGACUAUAGUUGAAUUAGGUGCCGGGGGAGGCCUUGUCGGGUUAGCUGUCGCUCGAGGCUGCUCAGUUGACUCUCCCAUCUAUAUCACCGACCAGAAGCCCAUGCUUGCCUUGAUGGAAACCAACAUCAAACUAAACAACCUGUUGCCGCUGGUCAAGGCCAGCGUGCUUGACUGGGGAACCCCUCUCCCGGAGGACAUCCCUCACCAUCCGGCCGUGGUCCUAGCGGCAGACUGUGUCUACUUUGAACCUGCGUUCCCGCUCUUAGUAGAGACACUACAGAGCCUCAUAGGCCCUGAGACCGUCUGCUACUUCUGCUUCAAGCGACGACGAAGAGCGGAUCUCAGAUUUAUCAAGCUUGCCAAAAAGGCCUUUGAUAUUACUGAGGUCACAGACGAUCCGGACCGUCAGACUUACGCCAGAGAAAACAUCACCAUCUGGGUGAUCAGAUCAAAAUCACCCGCCAAACAGACUGGGGCGAAUCGGUCUGCGGAGACUUCAACCUGA